Messenger RNA from Pristis pectinata (smalltooth sawfish), 3090 nucleotides. Its product is annotated as tumor necrosis factor receptor superfamily member 9-like. Gene Ontology annotation, biological process: regulation of cell population proliferation. Bases 403 to 1233 code for a protein of 276 amino acids. Gene Ontology annotation, cellular component: external side of plasma membrane. Gene Ontology annotation, molecular function: signaling receptor activity; cytokine binding. The record is from RefSeq and is a predicted model, not a curated record. The transcript has 7 exons. NCBI's taxonomy places the organism in Eukaryota, Metazoa, Chordata, Chondrichthyes, Rhinopristiformes, Pristidae.
CCCCACGUAACCCCUCGGGGACCCUGAAUCUCAAAAUUAAAUAUCUGUUACCUCGCAUCAUUGAGAGUUUACUGGAAAUGCCAUGUCUAAUGGGAGGGAAACUCCGCGGACGACGCUAGACCUGAAGACUGUGGAGGGGCUCCGGGAGCCGAGGGCUCAGCCACACACGCCCCUCCCCUCGGCCGUGGGCUGGGGUCGGGGGCCCAGCCGGAGCUGCUGCUGCUGCUGCCGCUGCCCUGUGCGGGGGUAGACGGGGGCGGACAGCAGAUCCGAUGCUCAUCAGCAGCCCUCUCACGUUUUGGGAAUUCCCCCCCCCCCUUCCCUCCAAGUACGUCAAGCGCGAUUAAACACGGGGAGGGAGGAGGUUUCACUCAGUGUGGUGUGGGGCGCCGUCGGGACAGGAUGGUGUCGGGACCUGCAGUGCUGAUGUUCGCCGUGCUGGCAACCGUGGUCGCUGACAGCAGCUGUCCUGCAGGCUCAUUUCGGAAUAUUCACACCGGCCAGUGCUCACCUUGCCCAGCAACGACAUACUCAGUCAGCCCGAACAACCAGUCGCAGUGCAGCAGGUGUCGAAUGUGUACCGGAGGUAAAUUUGAAAUCCUACAUCCCUGCUUGGCGACCUCCAACACCGUCUGUGGCUGUAAACAGGGAUUCAUGUGCACAGGGAAAGACUGUAAAUCUUGCAAGCCGCAUAUGAAGUGUAAGAAGGGACAGGAGGUGGAACAAAAGGGCGACUCAUUCAGGGACACAAAGUGCAAGGACUGCAAGAGCGGCACAUACUCUGACACAGUGGAUGGUGUCUGCAAACCCUGGACAGACUGUUCAGCAAAAGGCCUCCAAGUGGUGAGGAAUGGUUCCAGGUCGGAGAAUGUAAUGUGCGGGUCUCCCCUGACAACUCCAGUGCCUAUAACCAACCCAGGAUGGUUCAAACCCAGAACCCCGACACAGCCAGACCGUCCGAAGAUCCAAGACAACAAAAAUGAUGGGAUAGUUGCAGUUAUCGCCAUAGUAUUGCUGCCGUGUGUCUUCAUUCCGUUCACUCUGUACGUUGUGAUCCAGUCCAAGAGAAAGCAGAAACCCAUCCCAAUGGAUAUGAAAAGCAAUGAUGUCUUAGAGGAACUUCCAUUUGCCUUGACGGUGACAACAGACGACCGGUGCAGCUGUCACUCUCCAGAAGAGGAGACGGGAGACUGGCAGCUGCGGCAAGAGACCACCCCGAAACCUCCAGAGUGAUCCCAGACUUCCUGCACAGCAGGGCCAAGGACUGGUCUUUGAAAUGAUUGGGGCAGCAUUAUGCAAUAGUGGAAGAAACACAAGAUCAACAAACUUCAGUCUGCUUUUUACUCCCAACAUGCAACCUCCCAGAAAGAAUUGUUCAAAAUCCUUUGCAUUGUGUUUAUGUGAAUUCGAAAUGUUAUGGACAAUAACUCUGUGGGAUUGAAAAUAAUCACAUUCAGAGUCAUGGAUAACCUUCCCCCCCACCACCCGCCCCCCCCCCCAGCUUUGGCCCUCAAUUUCUGUUCAUUCCUGAGAUUAUGGUGUUUAAAAUGAUUCUUAUGGAAGGCAUGCCCUUAAAAUUCUCUCUUUCUUCAUGACCAAGUCUGGUAGUGAGCUAAGAAGGUCCCACAUUCAAGAGAAUUUGCAAAAGAACCAGGGAAAGGUGAGAACUGUUUACUCACCCUCUUCUGAUCGACAGUAAACUGCUUGAGAAAGUGGUGGAGACAGAUUCAGCGGUAACUUCCAAUAAGGGAAUUACAUCAGUAUUUUCGAAAGAGAAUUUUGUAGAGCUGUGGGAAAAGAGUAGGAGAAGUGGGGAUAACUAAGUCAUUGGUGAGGCAGGGUGGCUGAAGUAAGGGAUGGGGAGAAGGAACGGAUAAGGAUGAGGGAGUAGGUACACGACUGGGGUCGAAUGAGGUGGUGAGUGACUGGUGGUGCAGCAGCCCAUUGGAAGCAACAUGUUGCAGCAAAGGUGAGGCUCUUGCUGUCUGAGGAGCAGCUCUAACGUCAUGUCUUGUAUCAUAUAAACUGUCCGUUGUGUUGUGGCUUGUUUUUUGGAGGAGGAAGAGAGAGAGAGCGGGGUCUUUGGCUGAAAGCAAAGAUUCAGCCAAUAUGGAAAAGGGGAGUGUUUAGGAGAAGGAAGGGAUUAGAGAGGAUUUAGUGGGUGGGGUUUACUGUGGAAUGGGGAAAGGGUAACUUUGAUCAUGAUGUCAACUUCUUUUAUUUCAAAAAUAAACUUUAUUGUUAAUAAAAUAAUAUAUACAAAAAGAAAAACAGUGCAAAACUCAAUACAUUCUUAGUUUCAUUUGGUCAAUACACUCAUUAGUGUUAACAUAUUUCUUUAACUUUAGCAUCAUUGCCACUCAUGAGGCCCCCUGGGGCAAUCCAUCCCUUUCAUUGUUUGAAGGGCAUCCCCACUGGGCUUAGCUCCUCCAUGUCCAGUAGCGGAAGGAGCCUGGACUGUGGUCCUUCCCCAGCAGGCCCUUGCAUUGGCUGCACCGAGCUUCAGUGCAUCCCUCAGCACGUACUCCUGCAGCCUGGGCUGUGCCAGUCAGCAGCAUUCCUUUCUGGACAUCUCGCUGUGCUGGAAGACCAACAAGUUUUGGGCAGACUAAGGAACGUCUUUCACCAGGUUGAUGAUCUUCCAGCAGUACUUGAUGGCGUCUCUGUGUGUGGGAACAGCCCAUAGAUCAAAGAGUCCUCUCUUACACAGCCACUCAGGAUGAACCGUGACAAGGUUCUCCACGCGCUCCUAGCAAAUCCACAGUCUGCAAAGAGGUGGAUAACUGAGGACAACGUGUGUUGGGAAUGAUAUUUUGACCAAACAGGAAAGAUGUGGCCAGGAGGGCCCCUUUCCCCACCAGCCAAGUGAGGUCUUGGUGCUUGUUGGUGGGUUCUGGUGAUGAGGCAUUCUGCCAGAUGGUUUGGACAGUUUGCUCAGGGAACCACCCCACAGUAUCCAUAGAGUCCCUGUCAUAUUCCAGGUCUGGGAGAUCAGCGUCAGGCUUAGCCCAGGCAGAUGCUCAGUAACACCAAUCAUGCUGUUUACUGGGCACUGUAGGGAAAUAUUUCCUGCAUGUAAGUUAUUUUCAA